AAUUUGUAAGAAUAAUCCUUGUUCUGGCCCCUCCGAACGCCGCGCGCCGGCAUCAUCGUCACUUGCUGUUGACCACGACCACGACGCACUCAGAACACUUCUGAUUGCUCGAUUCUACCCGCCCACCGCCGAUCUACGCGGACGGACGACGAGAUCAUCAUUACAUGGACGUUCUCGACGAGAAGACCAACGGCGCACCACCUAUGGAUGUCGACAACGAUAUCGUCUCUGUUCGGGAUGAGGUCGCUUUCGCCGCGAAACACCUUCCUGAUCUCGGACAAGAUGUCAAGGACUUCAAGGCCUAUCAUUGGCCACUCAAGAACUGGAAGAAGCUGGACAAGAAGAUAACCAGCGAGGAGUUCGAGUGCGGCGGCCAUAGCUGGCGCAUACUCCUCUUUCCCUUCGGUAACUCCAAUGCGCCACCAAACGACACCGUCUCUGUUUAUCUCGACUAUGCUGAGCCGAAGAAGGCGCCCGAAGGCUGGCACGCCUGCGCACAGUUCGCGCUCGUCAUCUCCAAUAUUCACGAUCCGACGAUCUACACCGUCAGCCACGCGCACCAUCGAUUCAUCGCUGAGGAGUGCGACUGGGGAUUCACCCGCUUCAGCGAGCUGCGCAAACUCUUCAAUGUGCAAGAAGGCCAUUCCCGACCCAUUAUUGAGGAGGAAUCUGCGAUGGUCAGCGUCUUCGUACGCGUUCUAGAAGAUCCGACUGGGGUGCUAUGGCACAAUUUUGUGAACUACGACUCCAAGAAGGAGACGGGCUUUGUCGGCCUGAAGAACCAGGGUGCAACAUGCUACAUGAACUCCCUCCUUCAGUCAUUAUAUUGUACCAACUACUUCAGAAAGGCUGUGUACCAAAUUCCCACAGAGGAAGAUCACCCGACCGAAAGCGUCGCCCUGGCAUUACAAAGAGUGUUCUACCACCUACAAACGUCCGAUCAACCAGUCGGUACGACGGAAUUGACGAAGUCAUUCGGCUGGAAGUCGUUAGACUCCUUCCUACAACACGAUGUCCAGGAGUUCAAUCGAGUACUUCAGGACAAGCUCGAGUCCAAGAUGAAGGGCACCAAAGCGGAAGGCGCCAUCGCGAAGCUCUUCACCGGGAAGAUGAAGAGCUUCAUCAAGUGCGUGAACGUAGACUACGAAUCCUCACGGACGGAAGAUUUCAACGAUCUCCAGCUCAACGUCAAGGGUAUGAAGAACUUGUACGAGUCCUUCAAGGAUUACAUUCAAGUCGAGACUCUGGAUGGCGAGAACAAAUACCAGGCUGAGGGCUACGGCUUGCAAGACGCCAAGAAGGGCAUCACUUUCCUCUCCUUCCCUCCUGUACUCCACCUUCAGCUGAAGCGCUUUGAGUAUGACAUUCAGCGCGACGCUAUGGUCAAGAUCAACGAUCGCCAUGAAUUUCCCUUCGAGAUCGACCUCGCGCCGUUCUUAGACGAGAGCGCAGACAAGUCACAAUCUUGGGUCUACUCCCUCUGCGGCGUCCUGGUGCACUCUGGCGAUCUUCACGGCGGCCACUACUUCGCGCUCAUCAAGCCUGACAAGCACACCCGCUGGCUGAAAUUCGAUGACGACCGUGUCACGCCUGUCACCGACAAGGAGGUGCUUGAAGAAAACUACGGCGGCGAGGUCAUGAACGGCACAACGCCCGCCAUGCAGCGCAACCAGGUGCGCACCAUGAAGCGUUUCACGAACGCGUACAUGUUGGUGUACAUCCGCCAAGCCGUCGUGGACGAGAUUCUCGCUCCUUUCACGGAGGAAGACACGCCCGCCCACCUCAAGCGCAGAUUGGAUGAGGAGCGUAUGCAGAUUGAGGCGAAGAAACGCGAACGGGAAGAACAACAUCUCUAUCUGACGGCCAAGGUCAUUACGGAUGACACGUUCGCGAAGCACGAGGGCUUUGACCUGGCGACCUUCGACGACAAGAACUGGCCGCCAUCGGAUCUGCCCACUUUCCGGGUCCUGAAGCAGGAAACGUACGCGACGUUCAAAGAACGUGUCGCGAAGCACUUCGGGUACCCGGUAGACCGCAUACGACUAUGGGUCCUCGUCAACCGGCAGAACAAGACCGUUCGCCCAGACGCCAUCAUCCCCGACAACGAGCCUGCAUGGACGGUCGAAAUUAUCCGCAACCAGCUGGCUGCGCGGACAACAGACCUCCGGCUGUACCUCGACGUCCUCCCCGACCCUCCCAAGCCCGAACCGGCGCCACAAACGACCAUCAUGAUCUUCCUCAAGCACUUCGACACGUCGCGGCAAACGUUGUACGGUGCCGGGAAGGCCCACAUGUUGCGCACGGCGAAGGUAGCGGACCUUGUCCCCAUUAUCAACGAGCGGAUGCGCUGGCAACCCGGCACGCCGCUCAAGCUAUACGAGGAGAUCAAGCCGGGGAUGAUCGAGCUCAUGAAGCCGCGGUCGACGUUCACGCAGAGCGAGAUCCAGGACGGCGACGUCAUCUGCUUCCAGGUGGACAUUCCUGACAAUGAGAUCCGCGAUCUGGAGAGCCAGGGGCUGUAUUCCAACCCGAUGCAGUACUAUGACUUCUUGCAAAACCGCGUGAUGAUCAUCUUCAGGCCCAAGUACGAGGAGCCUGACCAUGACCAUCCGGAGUUCCACCUCGUCUUCAGCAAGAAGCAGAACUACGAUGUGAUGUCGCAGAAGGUCGGCGAGCAUUUGCGCCAUGACCCCAUCAAGCUCCGCUUCACCACCACCCAUCCUUCAAACGGCUCGCCGAAAGCCAUCUUGAAGCGCUCCCUGAACCAGAGCAUCAGCGAGAUCAUGCAGCCCUCCUACGUCUCCUCCACAACCACCGUCAUCCUCUACGAGAAGCUGGACGUCUCCAUCGUCGAGCUCGAGACGAAGCGAAGUCUCAAGAUCAUCUGGACCGGCAUACACAACAAGGAGGAGGCGUCCUUCCCCUUCCUGCUGCCAAAGACGAGCGCGGUGCACGAGCUUGCAGAGCAUCUGGCGAAGCAGGUCACGCUGACGCCGACCGGGACGGGCAAAAUCCGCAUCUUCGAGAUCUCGAAGGACUACAAGACGCAACGGGAGUUCACUGGGUCGGAGAUGAUUGGGAACAUCCCGGAUCCGGUCGAGUUGUAUGCGGAGGAGAUCCCGAGGGACGAGCUCGAGGCGAGCGAGGACGACAAGGUCAUUGGCGUCUUCCACUUCUCGAAGGACUUGUCACGGACACAUGGCGUGCCGUUCCGGUUUGUGGUCAAGCGGGGCGAGAAGUUCGCGGAUACCAAGAAGCGCUUGCAAGCACGAAUAGGUGUCCCGGAUAAGGAGUUCGCCAAGUACCGCUUCGCGCUCAUCCAAGCAUCGACGUUCAAGCAACCAUCAUAUAUCGAGGAUGACGACACGAUCUACGACCACCAGUUCGCACCAGAAGACGUGCUCGGCUUGGACCACGUCGACAAGACCGGGCGCGCGCGAGCAGGCAUGGCGGAGAAGGCGAUUGUGAUCAAGGGCUGAAGGGAAGACGUUGGUCGCCGUUGUUGUUGUACACUACUGCAUUGCUUCGAUAUGUGUUCUGCCACCAUUGUUAUAUUCCACUUCGAUUCUCGGACUCGGCA
Molecule: messenger RNA, 3580 nt
Organism: Schizophyllum commune H4-8
Lineage: Eukaryota; Fungi; Basidiomycota; Agaricomycetes; Agaricales; Schizophyllaceae
Product: cysteine proteinase
Exons: 16
Coding region: 165-3479 (1104 amino acids)
Biological process (GO): protein deubiquitination; regulation of protein stability
Cellular component (GO): cytosol; nucleus
Molecular function (GO): protein binding; cysteine-type deubiquitinase activity; cysteine-type endopeptidase activity
Source: RefSeq, a predicted model, not a curated record